Molecule: messenger RNA, 870 nt
Organism: Perkinsus marinus ATCC 50983
Lineage: Eukaryota; Perkinsozoa; Perkinsida; Perkinsidae
Exons: 4
Coding region: 41-850 (269 amino acids)
Source: RefSeq, a predicted model, not a curated record
AGUUUGUAUUUUCUAGAAGUUUGUCCAAUCUCAUAAUUUCAUGCCCACUAAAAACCCAGGCCCAUCAAGAACGACUACUAGCAGCUCCAGCUGCAAAUUGCACUCAUACUGCCGUUUACGAUUUUGGCUCACCUUUGCCCUUGUGCCGAUAUUGAGCAUCCUUUUCUAUGGAAUAGCAGCAUUUUAUGUCAGCUCACGACCUCUCAAUGCUGAGGGUGUGAAGAAUGCAGUAGAUCAAGCACGACAGGUGUGCCGUCUUGAUGGGACUAAACCUACUUGUCGUGAAGACAAGAGGUACGAGUUGGAGAUGAAUCGUGUGUACCCUUCGGAGUAUGGUCUUGCAUCUUUACAACAACAUAAGGCUAGGAAUGUUUUUAAUGAGUGUCCGAGAGGUCACUACCUUGUACCGGUAUCGGAGUCUGAUGCUGGCCGGGGGUUCUUCAGACAGUCCUUGUAUGUUGAUCCUGAGGAUGACUGCAGACUUUGGGAGCUGGAACCAGUAAGCAGCUGGGAAGCUGUACGUACAAGUCUGUUCCAUGAUCCCUACGAACUACUCAAAAUGACGAGUUUGAACCCCGACUGCUCCUCCGCAGAGAUCGAAGUGAAUGCUGAUGCUAUGUUAGAUUCGGGCGUUAUUCAGGUCAACAACCAAUCGAGAUUGGGUAGCUUCAAUUACAUGGAUCCGUGGAUCUCCCCGAUUCAGCACUUCACAUACGAUGUGUUGCCUUGUGCUUUAUAUGCUAUUUCGAAGGAGCCUGAGACUGUUCCUCGCCGAACCUGUGUGUCAUCCGUGUAUCGACAACAGCAAGAGGGAGGAGAGUUAACGAUGCAAGAAAUACUCUCGUCUUGAUGGGUCCCUCGCAAUUUCCA